UGCCUGAAAUUCAGGGAGCUCAUGAAUUUAUAAACACACAAUGAGAAGAAAAGCAUGUGUGUUUUAUGGUUCUUCAACUUUUAAAAAAAUGAUACGGGUUCUCUACAUUUUCACUCUUCCUCUCUCGUCGCAGCGACAAAUCAGCAUUGUGCCGUGCGUUCGUGACGAUUCUCUGACGCCGCCUCGGCCACACCAGUAAGAGAAACCCCGUAAAAGCGAUGAAAAACCUAUAGACUGGACUCUCUAUUCAAGGUGAAGGCUAAUCCUGCAGCACGGCGAUCGAAAUUUCACAAAAAUAGGGAGACAUCAACGCAAGGUUAGAAAAUGGAGGUUCCUCGACUGGGACACGGCAUUAGUAGCCCCGUAAGCCCGUGUGAGGACAUGAUCAAGAAUUUGAGUUUGGAGGCGAUUCAGCUAUGUGAGAGGGAAGGAAAUAAAUCCCAGGACAGUGGGAUUGCAGAGAUGGAAGAACUUCCAGUUCCACAGAAUAUUAAAAUUAACAACAUCACAUGCGACUCUUUCAAGAUCUCCUGGGACAUGGACUCUAAAGCUAAAGAGCGAAUUACCCACUACUUCAUCGAUCUCAACAAGAAAGAGAACAAGAACUCAAACAAGUUUAAACACAAGGAUGUUCCGACGAAGCUGGUUGCCAAGGCGGUCCCCCUGCCCAUGACGGUGAGGGGGCACUGGUUCCUGAGCCCGCGCACGGAGUACACGGUCGCCGUGCAGACGGCCUCCAAGCAGAGCGACGGCGACUACGCCGUGUCGGAGUGGAGCGAGAUCAUCGAGUUCUGCACCGCGGACUAUUCCACUGUGCAUCUAACGCAGCUGCUGGAGAAAGCCGAGGUGAUUGCGGGCAGGAUGCUGAAAUUUUCCGUGUUCUAUCGCAACCAGCACAAAGAGUAUUUCGACCAUGCCAGGGAGGCCCAGGAAAACAAAAUGUUGCCCUCGGUGAAGGACAACAGCGGCAGCCACGGCUCCCCCAUCAGCGGCAAGCUGGAGGGCGUCUUCUUCAGCUGCAACACCGAGUUCAACACGGGCAAGCCCCCGCAGGACUCCCCGUACGGCCGCUACCGCUUCCAGAUCGACGCCGAGGCCCUGUUCAACCCAAAGACCAACCUGUACUUCGGGGACUUCUACUGCAUGUACACGGCCUACCACUACGUCAUCCUGGUGCUGGCCCCCGAGGGCUCGCCCGGCGACGACUUCUGCAAGCAGCGGCUGCCCGCGCUGGACAUCACCGACAACCGCUUCCUGACCUGCACCCGGGAGGAGGACGGCCGGCUGGCCUUCCACCACGCGCAGGACGUCAUCCUGGAGGUCAUCUACACCGACCCCGUGGACCUGGCCCUGGGGACCGUGGCCGAGAUCAGCGGUCACCAGCUAAUGAGCCUGUCCACGGUCAACGCAAAGAAGGACCCCAGCUGCAAGACCUGCAACAUCAGCGUGGGCCGCUAACCCCACCCCCCCUGAGGAACGCCCAAACAGACUGUUUGACCCCUUUAAUGUUACAUCCGCCAUCGUUCCCACUCUUCCGCGGCAUGCUUCACACGGCUUUUUUGCCGAACGGCGGUCUCUCCUUCGGCCCGUUUUUCAUCUUUUUCUCAAAUCUAUUCUCGCUAGAUUUGUUGUGUUCCUGUUUUUUUUUCGGUUUUCUAAUCAUUUUUCGGGAGGUAUCUGUGAAGUCCCUGCCAAGACAUACGAUAACAUUGCUUUAUUUACCCACACCCCUAGCCCCGCCCCCUUUCACCCUCCUCCUGGCUGUGUUGCUUGUAACAGACAUUUCUCCAACCUUAGAGCUGCAAUGUAAUAUUUUGCCAAAGGUAACAAAAUGAUCAAACUGCUGUAGAAGAUCAUUGAUAACAGCUUCUCAAAGGUAUUAUAAAUGAAUAUUAACGCUAUCUUGUAAUUAAAUCAAAUUACUGGAUAAUUCAUAAGAGCAUGAUGGGUUGUACCUGCAGCAUGAAUUUAAUAUUGAAAUCCUUGAAAUGUCAGCACCUACACCUUGUUGUUCUGCAGUGUAACAUGGUAUUUAUUCAGAAUAACGAAAACAUAGACUGUGUUUGAGCAUAAUAAAUGUGAUAGAAAAAUAUUUAUUUUUACCAUUGUAUAGAAAAUGAACAAAUCAAAAGUGCACAAUAUCAAGAAUUCAGAUCAUAGCAACGAGUCGAUUUUUUGGGGAAAAACACCUUCCAAGCAAAAACAAAAGAGAAAGAAAAACGAAUACAGACUUUGCCAGAAUUACGUGCACUAACAAGCUAACAUACACAAGCUCUCUUUAAGACAAAAUAAUUUAACAAAGGAUGUGUUAAGACCAUAGAAUCUAAUUUGGGCCAUAGGGAACAGAACAUUCUCAACCACAUUGAUUGUAGCACAACAAUUUAACAGCUUAAUAGUUCAUCGGCAUGCAGACACUCAAUGGGAUUUUACCGUUUUUUAACGUUACUUGCCGUUAUAGGUUAUAGAUACAUUUCCAUUGUAAUAAUUUAGAUUGUGGGUCUUUUGAAUGACAAGUUUCUCAAGCAGAAUUGCACUUAACAGAAAGCAUCACGUGAGCACAGCUUCUGUACUCCCUUUAGUGGUUCUCAUAUUUCACAGUACAAAGUAAUAUAUUUAAUAAAAUGCUGCUCACGAAAAUCAUGACCAUAUUACAGCUACAUUCCAGAUAUUAAAAAAAAAAAAAACUAUAAAAAUGUCCAGAC
Messenger RNA from Anguilla anguilla (European eel), 2702 nucleotides. It is a transcript of the gene phyhiplb, whose product is annotated as phytanoyl-CoA 2-hydroxylase interacting protein-like b. The coding region runs from base 325 to 1458 and encodes 377 amino acids. Gene Ontology annotation, molecular function: protein binding. The record is from RefSeq and is a predicted model, not a curated record. The transcript has 5 exons. NCBI's taxonomy places the organism in Eukaryota, Metazoa, Chordata, Actinopteri, Anguilliformes, Anguillidae. Gene Ontology annotation, cellular component: cytoplasm.